Pan troglodytes (chimpanzee) is the source of this 509-nucleotide messenger RNA. Its product is annotated as small ribosomal subunit protein uS19-like. Gene Ontology annotation, molecular function: structural constituent of ribosome; RNA binding. Lineage: Eukaryota; Metazoa; Chordata; Mammalia; Primates; Hominidae. The transcript has a single exon. The coding region runs from base 22 to 459 and encodes 145 amino acids. Gene Ontology annotation, cellular component: ribosome; cytosolic small ribosomal subunit. The record is from RefSeq and is a predicted model, not a curated record. Gene Ontology annotation, biological process: translation; ribosomal small subunit assembly.
CUCUUCUGAGGAUCCGGCAAGAUGGCAGAAGUAGAGCAGAAGAAGAAGCGGACCUUCCGCAAGUUCACCUACCGCGGCGUGGACCUGGACCAGCUGCUGGACAUGUCCUACGAGCAGCUGAUGCAGCUGUACAGUGCGCGCCAGCGGCGGCGGCUGAACCGGGGCCUGCAGCGGAAGCAGCACUCCCUGCUGAAGCGCCUGCGCAAGGCCAAGAAGGAGGCGCCGCCCAUGGAGAAGCCGGAAGUGGUGAAGACGCACCUGCGGGACAUGAUCAUCCUACCCGAGAUGGUGGGCAGCAUGGUGGGCGUCUACAACGGCAAGACCUUCAACCAGGUGGAGAUCAAGCCCGAGAUGAUCGGCCACUACCUGGGCGAGUUCUCCAUCACCUACAAGCCCGUAAAGCACGGCCGGCCCGGCAUCGGGGCCACCCACUCCUCCCGCUUCGUCCCUCUCAAGUAAUGGCUCAGCUAAUAAAGGCGCACAUGACUCCAAAAAAAAAAAAAAAAGAA